Penicillium taxi is the source of this 2442-nucleotide messenger RNA. RefSeq names its product DNA replication licensing factor MCM7. Gene Ontology annotation, cellular component: MCM complex; nucleus. Gene Ontology annotation, biological process: DNA strand elongation involved in DNA replication; DNA replication initiation; double-strand break repair via break-induced replication. The coding region runs from base 1 to 2442 and encodes 813 amino acids. Gene Ontology annotation, molecular function: ATP hydrolysis activity; single-stranded DNA binding; ATP binding. The record is from RefSeq and is a predicted model, not a curated record. Lineage: Eukaryota; Fungi; Ascomycota; Eurotiomycetes; Eurotiales; Aspergillaceae. The transcript has 3 exons.
AUGGCUUUGAAUCAGUAUCCUGCGCCGGUCGAUUAUGCCGCACAAUUGGAUGCUUUCAAGGAUUUCUUGAAGCACUUCAAGAGCUUCCAGUCCACCUCAGAAGCCACUGCGACCGAGGCGUUGGAGGAUUUAAACAUCAAUGGCAACCGCGAAAGCGAUGAGUAUGAUUUUAUGGACGAUAUCAAUGGUGUAGGGGAUGGGACUCGAGGCGCAAGGAGGCACCGCGAGCCUAAGCUCAAGUACAUGCAAAUUCUGCAAGACAUUGCCAACCGCGAUGUCUCCAACAUUGUGAUUGAAUUGGAUGACUUGGAAGUGUUUGAGAAAGCUCUUGUCCUUCCUGACGAGAUUGAGCAACUGAAGCUAGUCGAUUCCAUCCAAAAGAAUGCCAAGCGCUAUAUCGAUGUCUUUUCACAAGCAGUCGAUUCGGUCAUGCCGAAAGAAACGAAGGAUAUUACUUUCAAGGACGAUGUGCUCGAUGUAAUUAUGUCCCAGCGUGACAGACGUAAUGAGACCAUGGAGAUGGCCGCUGAGGCUGAUAUGGAUGCCGCCGCCCCUGAGGCUAUGUUUCCCCCGGAGCUUACCCGCCGCUACACCCUCAAUUUCAAGCCCCUCACACCCUCCGCUUCCAGCAGCGACCAGAGCGGAAAGGCGCUUGCUGUUCGAAACGUGCGCGCAGAACACCUCGGUAGCCUGAUCACCGUUCGCGGUAUCACCACUCGUGUCUCGGACGUGAAGCCCGCCGUUCAGAUCAAUGCCUAUACUUGUGACCGCUGCGGCUGCGAAGUUUUCCAGCCUAUCACCACUAAGCAGUUCCUCCCCCUAACUGAGUGCUUGUCGGAGGAGUGCAAGAAGAACAACUCCAAGGGCCAGCUGUUCCUUUCCACGCGCGCCUCCAAGUUCGUUCCAUUCCAGGAAGUCAAGAUCCAAGAAAUGGCCGAUCAGGUGCCUGUGGGUCAUAUUCCUCGGACUCUAACCAUUCACUGCCAUGGUGCUCUCUCUCGCCAGCUUAACCCCGGUGAUGUUGUGGAUAUUGGAGGCAUCUUCUUGCCAACACCUUACACUGGCUUCCGAGCUAUUCGUGCCGGUCUUUUGACCGAUACCUACCUCGAGGCUCAAUAUAUCACCCAACACAAGAAAUCUUACCAGGAUAUGGGUAUGGACAGCCGAACCCUGCGCAAGAUUGAGCAGCAUCAAAGCUCAGGAAACAUGUACGAAUAUCUUUCACGGUCUAUUGCUCCUGAAAUAUACGGCCAUCUGGAUGUCAAGAAAGCCCUUCUCCUACUCUUGAUCGGUGGUGUCACAAAAGAGAUGGGUGAUGGUAUGCACAUCCGUGGUGAUAUCAACAUUUGUCUGAUGGGUGACCCUGGUGUGGCGAAAUCUCAAUUACUUCGAUACAUCACAAAGGUUUCCCCUCGCGGUGUCUAUACUACUGGUCGUGGUAGCAGUGGCGUUGGUCUCACUGCCGCCGUUAUGCGUGACCCAGUCACCGACGAGAUGAUGCUGGAGGGAGGUGCUCUGGUUCUUGCCGAUAACGGUAUCUGCUGUAUCGAUGAGUUUGACAAGAUGGACGAUUCAGACCGAACUGCCAUUCACGAAGUCAUGGAGCAGCAGACUAUCUCUAUAUCCAAGGCUGGUAUCAGCACCACUCUCAACGCUCGUACCUCUAUCUUGGCUGCUGCCAACCCUCUGUAUGGCCGAUACAACCCGCGGUUGAGUCCCAUAGAGAACAUCAACCUUCCCGCUGCUCUGCUUUCCCGUUUCGAUGUCUUGUUCCUGCUGCUUGACACGCACUCUCGCGAGGGAGAUGAGGAACUUGCCAACCACGUCACCUACGUUCACAUGCACAACAAGCACCCCGAGUCGGCGGAUGCAGGCAUCAUGUUCACUCCCCACGAGGUUCGUCAGUACAUUGCCAAGGCCCGCUCCUUCCGUCCCGUUGUGCCAACUAGUGUCUCCGACUACAUGGUAGGUGCAUACGUAGCCAUGCGCAAGAGACAGAAGCAGGACGAGGCCAGGAAGCAGCAGUUUGCACAUGUCACUCCUCGUACACUUCUGGGUAUUGUUCGUCUCUCUCAGGCAUUGGCCCGUCUCCGCUUCAGCGAAGAGGUGGUUCGCGAGGAUGUUGACGAGGCCCUUCGUCUGAUCGAAGUUAGCAAGGCUUCUUUGUUCAGUGACGGCGAGUCCGGUGCCGACCAUACUCCUAGCAGCAAGAUCUACACAUUGAUCCGUAACCUACGUGAGAGUGGUGCUGCUGCAAUUGGAGACAGUGAAGACAACGAGCUGAGUGUGCGACGAAUCCGUGAACGUGUGCUGGCCAAGGGCUUUACCGAGGAUCAGCUCACUACCACUCUUCACGAAUACGGUGAAUUGAACGUCUGGCAAAUUACUGGCAAUGGCUCUCGCCUUAUGUUUGUGGACAAUGACGAUGAGAUGCGUGGCUAA